UUAGCCAGGUGGGGUGGCUUCAGCAAUCACCCCGCUUCACCUUUGCCAGGGUUAUUAUAUGAAGUACACAUGGCUCUUUUCGUUAUUCAAUCGAUAAGUGUUGACUAUUAUUUUACAUUCUAAAAUAUUAUUUGUUAUCUAUGCAUGAGGUUCAAACGAUGGCAACAUGCGGAGGCCAGUCAGAAAUCAAUGGUGUUCCGAUACGCCUGAUUAUGGUAGUGUGCGUAUAAUAAUGCUGAAUCGUAUAAAACAGCCGUUCGAAAUGGAAGUGCAAGCUGGAAAACAAUCAAUUGAUUCCCGUAGUAACACGGAGCCAUAUAAAGGAAACGUCAAGUUCGGUCACAUACAGUACAUAGUGGAGUUUUGUAUGUCGAUCCACCUUUCCAUGGUUAUUUGGAUUAAGUAAGAGCUAAAGUUUAACCGCACUUGAUACCUUUGGACACAUUCAGUUCACAUUUGCCCUGGGAUUGUUUGUUUGCCAUAUCAUGGAUGUUGAAAAGCCUAGGAGGCUGCUGGAGAUGGAAAACAAAUUGGAGUUAUCUGAUCCGUCAUUACAGUCUGAAAACAAAGAUGUACCGACUAUUUACGGAUGCCCGGAUAAUGAAUUUAGUGCUGAAGCAGAUGCUUCGUCGCUGUACAAUGCCAUGAAAGGACUGGGUACAAGAGAAAAAGCGAUUAUCGAUCUGUUGACGCAUCGCUCCAGUCAACAACGCCGAAAUAUUGCUGGAGCCUACAAAAAGCUCUACGGAAAGGAACUAAUAAAUGCAAUGAAAGGCGAGCUGAAGAUUCUCAUAAGCGGACAUUUCGAGGAUGUUCUUAUCGCUCUCCUUAAACCACCGGAAGUUUAUGACGCCGAACAAAUUCACCAUGCUAUUCAUCUACCACUUACGGACGAAGACAUGGUCAUCAAUAUUGUCUGUACUCGAAACAAUGUGGAGCUCAACGCAAUCAAAAAGGCUUACACAAACCUUUAUGAUAAGGAUCUUGCUCUUGAUAUCUCUUCCCAUGUCCAUUCAUCUACAUUCUUUAAAAACUUGAUAACCACAACUUUGGCGGCAAAUCGUGAUGAUGAUUUUGACUCCGAAGAAAACGAUCUGGAACACGUGAUGGUCGCGGUGGAGCAAGCCAAGUGGGAUGCGAGAGCCCUUUACGAUGCGGGACCAAAACGCUGGGCAUCUGACAGUACUUUUAUUCCCUUAUUCACCGGAAGAGGUCUAGUACACCUUCGCGUAGUUAUUCAGGAAUUGGAGAAACUCCUUGAUAUGCCUUUGGAGAAAGUUCUUGCCACGCAUUUACAUGGAGAUGUAGAAAAAUUUCUGGAAAGAUUUGUCAAAUUUGUCAAGAAUAAGCACGCCUUUUUUGCGGAAAUUUUAUACAAAUCCAUGAAAGGACUGGGGACCGACAACAGAAAACUCAUCCACACUAUUGUUUCGCGAUGCGAAAAGGACCUCGACAAUAUUAAACAGCAGUUUGAGGCGGCAUAUCGUAAAACACUGGAGUCAUUUAUUAUUGGUGACACGUCUGGAUACUACAAGCAAAUUUUGCUGGCACUUUCGGGCUAUGUCUACCAACAAAGCGAGGAAGAUAUACCCGACCUUUCCGAAAGCGAUUCGGAAGGUGACAACUGAAGCUGCAUGCAUAUUGUUUAUUACAAUACUUUUUCUGCAAGUGGUCUUAGAUUAUUUUGCGCAUUGAGGAAUCAAAAAUAGUUGGACCUAGUUGCAAGCGGCCUAUUGCUGUCAGGUUUUUAGAUUUGCAGAUUGUUUGACGAGACCGCUGGCGCCUUUGCUAGUUUG
Molecule: messenger RNA, 1796 nt
Organism: Paramacrobiotus metropolitanus
Lineage: Eukaryota; Metazoa; Tardigrada; Eutardigrada; Parachela; Macrobiotidae
Product: annexin A13-like
Exons: 10
Coding region: 486-1628 (380 amino acids)
Cellular component (GO): cytoplasm
Molecular function (GO): calcium-dependent phospholipid binding; calcium ion binding
Source: RefSeq, a predicted model, not a curated record